UGGCAUCACAUAAAAUUCACUCAGCGCUUCCCGCUCCGCCGAAUCUGGCCUAAAUGCUAGCAUCCUCGGUGCUCCGUCCACAGCGCAAUACCUCCUACUACUAGCAUCUAUUGCUACCCUGCCGCAUCCCCAUUGUGCCUCCACUCCGGCCCUGCUGCAACCCCCAUCUACUCCGUACAAGUCCCUUAGUCCGCAACGUAGCGCGUGAACAGUCCAAGAAGCAGACCAGAACCCCGCUACGACGACGGCAGCGGCAGCAUCGUCGGUAUUGGGGGCGUGAACGGCACGAUACAUGUACCUGAGGGUGACAAAUGACGCUGAUACCGACCCAGCGGCCAAUUCGUCCCGGGUGUCGAGCAGCCGUCGCGCAUUGCCAGGCCAAUCGCUCCGAACCUGCCCCGUCUCGACGCUGUUGGGGCCACCGGAGCAAAGCAGCAACUGCGCCUGCAUCAGCACAGGCCUCAGGAACGACAACGGCACCGACGACGACGUCAGUGCCAGCAGCAGCGGCAACGUCAAGAGCAGCACCACGAGUACGCGCAGUAAUACCACAGGUACGAGAACCACGGGCGAUAGUCAUACUGCCAGUGGCAAGAGUAGCAGCAGUAGCAGCACCGGCGGCGGCGGCGGCGACGUUGGAUGUGGCACUGGAGCCCGCAUGGUGUUGAACAAUGGCAUGAGCAUGUCACCGCCAGUCAUGGAUGGAUAUGCAACCCGCCUGCACGAGGGCGGUAGUAGCGAUAGCGAGGACCAGGCCCUGCUGCAGCGGCAGCAACAACGACAGGGCCAGGAUCAGAGCCUAGCCCAGAGUCGGCAUCCCCCCCAGGGCCAGACGCAGCAGAAGCACCAGCACCAGCACCAGCGACAGCGGCCCCAGGCCCCUCUGGAAUUUCACCGGAUCAACUUGGAGCGCGUCAGCGCUUCGAAUCUCAGGUCUUCAUUUAGGGUCAAUGCCAACCCGAGACCUGGUCGUUCUAUCACACCUGACCUCCUCCCAGGUCAAGGUGGUGCUGCGAGCGCUGCUCUCUCUGAUUCUACCAUGGCCCACACUUCCCGUAGCAUCGGCUCUCAGCAGGGCUCGCCUAGGUCUGUUCCCGGGAGCGUUGGCCGUCGUCAAGGUGUCGUCUUCGCCAGCGACGUUGCUUGCGACUCUUCGGAUGGCACAGACUCCAGCCCCGCGACUCACCACCAGAGAAGCGCAAACGGUGCCUCCUCGAUACGGCCCAGGACGCGCACAAUGGACGCCUCGAUGCUAGGGCCGCGAGGGUCCUCUUCCGCCGCCGAGUUUCGACACAGGGUCAGCAGCAUCUCGUCCGGCUCACAGCCCGCCGUCGACGACCACAAAACGCUGAAGCCAAGUUCCGACCCGGCCAGCUACUCGACCAUACCGACCGUCAGAGUCCCCGAGAUCACGACCCCGACCUCCUCCAAGGAGAAGAGCAAGUCCUCCCAUCACAACAGGCGGCUUCUCAAACGCCAGCCCUCCCGCCCGACAUCGCCAUUGGUCGAACCCCAGCCCUCUGUCGAUUCUUUCCCGUACCCCAUCCCAACCGAAGAUGCGAACCGCUUAAUAUCGCUAAUGAAGGCUCUGGGUGGGCGAAUGCGUGGCGAGCUUGAAUACCAGGGUGAGUACCAGGGAACAUGGCAUACCGGAAUGGCAUACAUCGACGAGGAGAAGGGCACCCUCAUGUUCGGCCUGGGCCACACCGGCCAGAACGCUUCCUUCCACAUCCCUCUGGUCUCGGACCUGCGAGGCUGCAAGGUUCACGUCACGGGCUACCCUGAUGCCGAGAGAGAGUGCCUAGAGGUUGUCCCCAACCAGAUGGGCCUGGAGCUCCUCAUCAGGCCCAUCAUAUCCGAGGAGCUGGAGCUGUGGCUUGCGGCCCUCCUGUGCUGGCAGCAGCUCACGCCUCUCAAUCUCAAGGUGCCCAGCGGGAAGCCCGCCAGCCCUUCGGGGCAUAUCCGCCCGGAGAUGAGGCGACGGGCCAAGUCGAGCGAUGCGGCGAGAGCGACAAACAUCAUCAAGGUCGGCAAGUUCAUGCUCUGGGACAAGGGUCCCGCCAGGUCAGCACGUGCUCUCGUCCAGCGAUCCUCGACCCGCGAUCUCCUGCACCCGGCCAUGUUCUGGAGGAGGAUAUCGUGCGUCUUGCAGGAUAAUGGAGAGUUUAGGCUUUUGAUGGAGAACGACGUCUCCGUCUUGUCCAGCAUCGAACUGUCGCAGCUUUCCCGGUGUGCCAUCCAAGGCCUUGAUCGCAGCGUCCUGGGAGAGGAGUACUGCAUUGCCAUCUUUCCCAUCUACGCCUCUAAUGCCACCCACGUUACCAUUUUCCGACCCAUCUACCUCGCUGUCGAUAGCCGCAUCGACUUUGAAGUCUGGUUCGCCCUGCUGCGGACAUUCGCCGUGCCCGACAUCUUUUGCCUGGACGACCCGCAAACCGACGAGAUCCAGGAUGUCGUCGAUAUUGAGAAGGAUCAGCCAGGGGAGGUGUUCCGCAUGGAGAAGAUCGUCAGAGUCAGGGUGAUAGAGGCCAAGAUCAAGGCCAAUCCUAGCGGACCCGAGUGGUUCUCGCCGGAACGAUAUGGCAGGGUUGGCCCGGAUCCUCUGGUGGGAUGUUACCUGGCGGAAGUGAUUCUGGAUGGCGAGGUCCGCGCGAGAACGACUACCAAGAUGGAUACGAAGAAUCCCUUCUGGAGGGAAGACUGCGAGUUUAACGAUCUGCCUCCGAUAAUUCAAGAUCUCUCCGUUGUGCUGAAACGAGUCGAGAGCGGCCCUGACGGGUACUCAAAGCCAAUGACUUCACAGGAGAUAAUAUGCGGAAGUGUAAAAAUCGCCUUGAACGACCUUGAGAGGGGCCAGGGACAGGAACAGUGGUGGCCGAUCUUGGACGAGAAACAGCAAAACAUCGGAUCGAUGCUCAUCAAGGUAUUCCACGAUGAGCACGUUGCCCUGCUGUCGAAAGAGUACGAGCCGCUGUCCGAGGUUCUGCACCGGUUCCCCACGGGCCUCACCACCCUCAUCUCGGCAUCUCUGCCGGGCCAGUUGCGUCUCCUAUCAGAGCUAUUUCUCAACAUCUUCCAGGCCUCGGGCUCCGCGAGCGAUUGGCUAAUGGCUUUGGUCGAGGACGAAAUCGAUGGCAUAGGAAACCAGACGUCGAUCAAGAAGUACCGCUUCAGCAAUAGACUCAAGUCGAGCGAAUCAUUGGAGUCGUCCAACGAACGAGAAUUGAUGGUCCGUGAUAUUCACAGGACGCUGGCAGGAGAAGCCAACCUCCUUUUCAGAGGCAACUCGUUGCUGACGCAGUCGCUCGAGUUCCAUAUGCGACGAUUGGGCAAGGAAUACUUGGAGGAGAUCUUGAUGGAUAAACUUUGCGAGAUCAACGAACUGAACCCGGAUUGCGAGGUCGAUCCGAGCAAGUUGGCGCACACAGGAGCCGACUUGGAUCAUCACUGGGGCCGUCUCAUCCACCUCACGACGGAAAUCUGGCUGUGCAUCGCGGACUCGGCCGAAAGGAUACCGGCAGAGCUAAGACACAUUCUCAAAUACAUCCGAGCCGUAGCAGACGACCGCUAUAGCGACUUCCUCCGCACCGUCAGCUAUACCUCGAUUUCGGGCUUCCUCUUCUUGCGCUUCAUCUGCCCGGCCAUCCUGUCCCCGAAGCUUUUUGGACUGCUCCGAGAUCAUCCUAAGCCGCAAGCACAGCGCACCUUGACGCUCAUCGCCAAGGCUUUGCAGAAACUGUCCAAUCUUUCCACAUUUGGAAAGCGAGAAGAAUACAUGGAACCGAUGAACCGCUUCUUGACCCAACAACGACAGUCUUUCCGAGGCUUCAUCGAUCAUGUUUGCAGUAUCCCAGCAGACCGGACGGGCCGGGCCCUACCCCCCAGUUACAUCACACCCGUCACGAUACUGAACCGCCUGGGGCCUACGGCACGCGAAGGAUUCCCCAGUUUGCCGUACUUGAUUGAUCAAGCCCGCAGCUACGCGAGUCUUGUCAAGCUGUGGGUGGAUGCGCGACCUAUCGAUGCGAAACACCUGCAAGCCGACGGGGAGUUGCUGGUCUUCAACGAUUUGUGUUUUGGGCUACAGAAACGCGCCGACGCUUGCCUUGCCAAAGUGGUGGAUUUCCGGAACAGAGAGGUCCCAUCGUACAUGUCUGCCGACCAGCUUGCCGAAAUCCUGGAACAGGUCAACUUCACCGGGCCAUACCACCCGUAUUACCCGGGCAGUCCAUCUUCGAUGCCCGGCAAUUACGAGCAGCCACCCGGUAGUUCUAGCAGCGAU
Trichoderma citrinoviride is the source of this 4282-nucleotide messenger RNA. RefSeq lists its product as hypothetical. The record is from RefSeq and is a predicted model, not a curated record. Gene Ontology annotation, biological process: regulation of GTPase activity. The transcript has 2 exons. Lineage: Eukaryota; Fungi; Ascomycota; Sordariomycetes; Hypocreales; Hypocreaceae. The annotation marks the transcript as partial.